Messenger RNA from Papilio xuthus (Asian swallowtail), 1794 nucleotides. RefSeq names its product armadillo repeat-containing protein 7. The coding region runs from base 299 to 829 and encodes 176 amino acids. The transcript has 3 exons. Lineage: Eukaryota; Metazoa; Arthropoda; Insecta; Lepidoptera; Papilionidae. The record is from RefSeq and is a predicted model, not a curated record.
UAAAUUGCACUCUUGUUGAAUUUAUUGGAAAUCAUAUAAAUCAGAGCACGAUUCAAACAUUUUAAUUGCAAGGCAUGUCUUAUUUAUUUUCCUCAAAUUGUAUUCUGUGAAACUGUGAUCACAAUCCAAUGUUUAUCUGCGAACUUGAGAAAAUAACAAAAUGGCGUAACGGCUCAUGUUUUAUUUUUGUUGUAAUAAUUUGCAUUCGCAGAUGAAGUGAAGAUGAUAUUUUAACAUAAAAGUUUGUAAUUCUCUAAGGAAAUUAUUUGAUCCUGGAUUGUAAGGUUUUCAAAAAUCAAUGUUCAGUACAAAAUCUCAGCUUCGAAAACGUACUCCGGAGAAUGGCACAGAUCGUGAAAAUUAUUUAUCACUUUUGGUAGAUGAAUAUUUGAAUUCAAGUUCUCUUGAUGCGAAAUGUCAAGUGUUGGCCAAUUUAGCGAAUUUUGCAUACGAUCCUAUAAAUUAUUGCUUCAUACGUGAUGUAGGCGCACUGGAUAUUUUUCUUUAUGUUUUAAAGAAUGAAUCUAACGAUAAACUGGUCAAUUUCGCCUGUGGUGGUAUUAGCAAUCUAUGUCUGGAUCCUUUGAACACUACAUAUAUCUUAGAUUCUGGUAUAUUGAAUCUUGUGCCUCGUCUUUUAAAGAGUGGUAACACAGGUAUAGUGGCAUCCACUUUAUCUAUUAUUAUUCAAAUACACAAUUCCUUGGGAAAGCCAGAGUUAUUCAAUAGUGAGAUAAUUCAAAAUGCAGAAAUUUUAAAAUCAAGUGAAGAAAAAGUCAUUGCAAAUUUAGCAACAGUAUUUCAUCAAGAUGUCUGCAAAUUAUCUUAAAGAUAUAAAUAAUAUACAGCGUAUUUAAAGAUAUUGAAAUUGAAUAUUAAAAAAGCAAAAUGUUAUCAAAUAGAUUUCCAUAUAUAGCAAUGAAUAAUAAAAACUAUCAAAAGAUUUGUAAAUUACACACAUCAACAUUUAAUAGUGUAUCAUUUAAAGCGGGUGAUAAAAUUCGUAUACAGAAAACACUCACACAAAAGGACUUGGAUACUUUUUCAAAUCUCACAAGCGAUCAUAAUCAUCUACACAAAAAUAAUGGCAAUAAACGGCCUAUUGUACAUGGUGCAUUAUUGAAUGGUCUUGUAGCUGGACUGAUUGGUACACAUUUACCAGGACCAGGUACAAUUUUAGUAUCUCAAACCAUGAAAUUUCCCAACAAAUGUUUUGUUGGUGAAAAAUUAACUAUAAGUGUUGAGUUGGUUGAUGUGAGAAAAAUUUUAAAAGUGAAAUUUUUUUGUGUCGUCGAAGAGGAAAAGAAGGUUGUGUUUGAAGGUGAGGCUAAAUUAAUAUUAGCCAAAGACUGUUGAGAUAGCUGUAAGAGUUGUUUAAUAAUUUAUUACAAAAUCUAGCUCAUAAACAUUUAACUAGUGAUUUUAGAUAUUAAGGAUCAGUUGCUGUGGAUUUCCACUAAAACUCAUGUAAAAAACAUGUCUGUUUGCAUGACAUGUUUUGGCAGUGGAAAUGCCUAGUUACAGUUAAAAUUAAGGUCUGUAUCAUGGUAACUCAUACUUUUAUGAAUAUUCUAUCAAUAUUGUAUAAGGGAUGGUGAUAAUUAAAUAUGUGCCAAUAAAGUCACAUUACAUAAAUAUAUACAGUUUUAAUUACAUUUUAAAUUAUUUCUUAAACAUGAAAUGAAACAGAAAUUUGUCCGUUUUAUAAAAUUUAAGUCAAUAAUUUAAGACUGAUAUUCUUAUUUGCACUAUAUAAAAUAUUCUUCAAACAGAUGUGAUAAUUUUCACAAUUUU